Thalassophryne amazonica is the source of this 1068-nucleotide messenger RNA. It is a transcript of the gene gins2, whose product is annotated as GINS complex subunit 2. The record is from RefSeq and is a predicted model, not a curated record. Gene Ontology annotation, biological process: DNA replication; double-strand break repair via break-induced replication. The transcript has 5 exons. Bases 133 to 693 code for a protein of 186 amino acids. Gene Ontology annotation, cellular component: GINS complex; nucleus. Lineage: Eukaryota; Metazoa; Chordata; Actinopteri; Batrachoidiformes; Batrachoididae.
CGCUUUACAGCAGUGUUUGCAGCGUGGUGAGGAAGUUAGCCACACCUCCUGGUUGCGUGAGCAACAGCGCGGGAAGUCUGCGGCGCGAGGGGGAAGAAGUUUCGGGUCACGAAGUUGUUCAGAGAGUGUGUGAUGGAUUCGUCGGAGGUAGAGUUCCUCGCCGAGAAAGAGAUGAUCCAGAUUGUCCCUAACUUCAGCCUGGACAAAAUCUAUUUGAUUGGGGGCGACCUGGGUCCUUUCAACCCUGGACUACCAGUUGAUGUUCCUGUGUGGUUGGCUCUGAACUUAAAACAGAGACAGAAAUGUAGAGUUGUGCCUCCUGACUGGAUGGAUGUUGAGAAGCUGGAGGAGAUACGAGACCUUGAAAGGAAAGAAAACACCUUCACACCAGUUCCCAGUCCAUACUACAUGGAGCUUACUAAACUGCUGCUGAACCAUGCAUCUGACAACAUUCCAAAGGCAGAUGAGAUCCGAACGCUCGUGAAGGACAUCUGGGACACACGCAUGGCCAAGCUCCGCCUCUCUGCCGACAGCUUCAUCAGUCAGCAGGAGGCUCAUGCCCAGCUGGACAACCUGACUCUGAUGGAGAUUAACACCAUACGUGCAUUCCUUCUUGACUCACUCAACUGCAUGUACAAACUGCGUUCAAAUCUGCAGCCUGGAUCCAGUAAGGGGCAGUUCAUGGACUACUGAGCAGGUUUGUGUUUGGAGCCAGGAAUUUGACAAGGCCGGGCUGAAAGGUUUGGACUUCGAUGUGUGAGGUUCAGGGCCUGCACUCAUUGAGAUGUUACUGCAGAUUUUUCUCAGAACUGGAAUCAAAUAAUAUUUUUCUUUAUGGCUGCCUCAUCUUGCAGUUUUUACAUGGUUGUUUUUGCAGAGGGAGUGAUGUGAUCAUUGUACAUAAAGAAUGCAGACAUUCUGUCUGUUCUGUUUCCAGCAAGUGGACGUAACUUACAGUAGUUUACAGUGCAUCCAGAAAGUAGUCACAGCGCUUCACUUUUUCCACAUUUUAUGUUACAACCUUAUUCUAAAAUGGAGUACAUGUUUUAACACAAUAUUCUACUCACA